Messenger RNA from Eutrema salsugineum, 1853 nucleotides. Its product is annotated as probable xyloglucan endotransglucosylase/hydrolase protein 5. The transcript is spliced from 4 exons. Gene Ontology annotation, cellular component: apoplast; cell wall. NCBI's taxonomy places the organism in Eukaryota, Viridiplantae, Streptophyta, Magnoliopsida, Brassicales, Brassicaceae. The record is from RefSeq and is a predicted model, not a curated record. Gene Ontology annotation, biological process: xyloglucan metabolic process; cell wall biogenesis. Gene Ontology annotation, molecular function: xyloglucan:xyloglucosyl transferase activity; hydrolase activity, hydrolyzing O-glycosyl compounds. The coding region runs from base 843 to 1736 and encodes 297 amino acids.
UUUUUUAAAUCCCUUGGUCUAUGCGGUCUCUCUUGUUCGAGUAAUAUUUUGUCUAGGUGAAGAUAAACAAAAAAAUUCGGUAUAGUGGGAUCUGAAAUCUGAUGAGAUUGGCAAGUUGAUUGUGAUAUUCUUUCUUGUGCAUAUACGUACUUUUGCCUAUUAGUUUUUUUUUUUGGCAUACGUAUGAAUUUGUGCUUGAACAGUACUUUUUGUUUCUGUGUUUCCGUUCAAUUUCAAUUUGCAUUAUCAUGAGUUUCAAAACGACCAGUGCAGUAAGCAAGGUCACACAGUGAAGAGUAUAGAAACAGUGGUCAUGUUUUAUACAAAGGAGUAGAGGAUUGAAAGUAUAUGGUGAAUCGCACAUGCUUCUGUCAUGUGAUCAUGUCUCUGUUGCCCUUUUUGAAACUUGAACCUUUUUGGUUUGUUUUUUCUCUCAAAAUCUUUCUCUCCUACUGAUUUAUUCUGUGGUUUCUCCAUCUUGAUAUUUCUCUCAACUUUUUGGAGAAACAAAUGGAAAGCUUAUUAGCAAAUCUGGUCGGUGGUAUCUGUAGUGAAAUAGUGUUUGUUUAUCUAUGUUCAGCCCCACAGAUCUAAUGGAAAAGAAUCCAAAGAUGCAUUGAUUAGCGGGAACAUGGGGAUGGGGGCUUAUUAUCAUGUCAGCAUAAGACUAGUCAGUCCAUGUGCAUCUGCAACACUCCCUAAGUGACUAGCAAGACUGUAGCAAACAUUGAAAGUAACCCAAAGUGCAGCGCGAUUAUAAUAAUAACCAGAUAUCAUCUUAACUUAAGAGCUAGCUGAUAUGGCUAUAAAUAGAAACGUCCGCGCAACGUUUGUUGAGUGCGAUGAGAGUGAGAAUGGGUCGUCUUCCUUUAACUCUUUGCUUGACCAUUCUGGUUUUGGCCACAGUAACAUUUGGUGUACCUCCUAAAAAGUCUGUGGAUGUUCCUUUCGGCAGGAACUAUUUCCCUACUUGGGCGUUUGAUCACAUUAAGUAUCUCAAUGGUGGUUCUGAAGUGCAUCUCGUCCUCGACAAGUACACUGGCACCGGCUUUCAGUCAAAAGGUUCCUACUUGUUUGGUCACUUCAGUAUGCACAUAAAGAUGGUUCCUGGGGACUCUGCCGGAACUGUGACCGCCUUCUAUUUGUCAUCACAGAACUCAGAACAUGAUGAGAUAGACUUCGAGUUUCUGGGGAACAGAACCGGGCAGCCUUACAUUUUGCAGACAAACGUGUUUACAGGAGGCAGAGGAAACCGAGAGCAGAGGAUCAACCUCUGGUUCGACCCUUCCAAGGACUAUCAUUCCUAUUCAGUUCUCUGGAAUAUGUAUCAGAUUGUGUUCUUUGUGGAUGAUGUGCCGAUAAGAGUGUUCAAGAACAGCAAAGACAUUGGGGUGAAGUUUCCAUUCAACCAGCCGAUGAAGAUAUAUUCGAGCCUGUGGAACGCAGACGACUGGGCCACAAGAGGAGGCUUAGAGAAGACCAACUGGGCAAAUGCUCCUUUCGUCGCUUCAUACAGAGGUUUCCACGUCGACGGAUGCGAGGCUUCAGUGAAUGCAAAGUUCUGCGAGACGCAAGGAAAACGUUGGUGGGAUCAGAAGGAGUUCCGAGACUUGGACGCUAAACAGUACAAGCGUCUCAAAUGGGUUCGUCAGAGAUUCACCAUCUACAACUAUUGUACUGACCGCGUCCGAUUUCCCGUUCCUCCUCCUGAGUGCCGCAGAGACCGCGACAUUUAGUGUUUCUCAGAUUGUCUCAUCUUAGAUCAUUUUUCUUUCCCUACUUUUUAAUGUUUAUUCUUCGUACAAGUUAUUGUAAGAGAUGAUCCAGAGAGGCUCGAGUUGUUAAAAUGAAAC